AUGAAGUUUGUCGCUGUCCUCUUGGUGUUGACUCUUCAGCUUGGGAGUAACUACUCCUUGAUCAAUGGGACAGAUGUCGAUCCUGACGAUGCUGAGCUGUUGAUGGACUCCAAGCUAGAUGUCAAAAGGUGUUGUCCAUGUGGCUGGUAUAAACUGGGCCGCUUCUGUGUUAGAUAUUUCUCAAGGCCUCUCAGCUUUCCUGAUGCUGAAUUUCACUGUAGGAGAGCAUACCGUGGUGGUCACCUCGUCUCAGUGCAUUCUCCGUCGCAGAACAGACGUUUGCUCCAUAUCGUGAAGAGGUGCGCCGGGAGAAACCCUCGCUUCUGGAUCGGGGGGUUUGAGCUUUUCAAGUCUCGCCACUUUAUCUGGACAGAUGGCUCAUCUUGGUGUUAUAAUAACUGGGUUCCAGGAGAGCCAACCUUCGGUGGGGGCAAGGAGGCAUGCGUUGAGGUGAACUGGCACACAAUUGGGAAGUGGAAUGACCACACAUGCUACACCAAAAAGAGCUAUGUUUGUGCCUUUAGACGUCAUUGA
This is a messenger RNA of Chanos chanos (milkfish), 534 nucleotides long. RefSeq names its product lectin-like. The record is from RefSeq and is a predicted model, not a curated record. The transcript has 5 exons. Lineage: Eukaryota; Metazoa; Chordata; Actinopteri; Gonorynchiformes; Chanidae. The coding region runs from base 1 to 534 and encodes 177 amino acids.